Molecule: messenger RNA, 3693 nt
Organism: Ochotona curzoniae (black-lipped pika)
Lineage: Eukaryota; Metazoa; Chordata; Mammalia; Lagomorpha; Ochotonidae
Gene: CORO1C
Product: coronin 1C
Exons: 11
Coding region: 112-1536 (474 amino acids)
Biological process (GO): neural crest cell migration; actin filament organization
Molecular function (GO): actin filament binding
Source: RefSeq, a predicted model, not a curated record
CGCGAGGCGCUCAGUGCCAGGCGGGAGGCGGCAGCGGUUGGAGGCUUCGCCGGGCUUUGCAGCGGGGACUUCGGCGGCGGCGGCGCCUCAGGCAACCUCGGCCCUGACACAAUGAGGCGAGUAGUACGACAGAGCAAGUUUCGGCAUGUGUUUGGACAAGCGGUGAAAAAUGACCAGUGUUACGAUGACAUCCGGGUUUCUCGAGUGACCUGGGAUAGUUCUUUUUGUGCUGUCAAUCCCAGAUUUGUUGCCAUAAUCAUAGAAGCGAGUGGAGGAGGAGCCUUCCUUGUGCUGCCUUUGCACAAGACUGGCCGAAUUGACAAAUCCUACCCUACAGUAUGUGGCCACACAGGACCAGUGCUGGACAUAGACUGGUGCCCACAUAAUGAUCAAGUGAUUGCCAGUGGGUCAGAGGACUGCACGGUUAUGGUGUGGCAGAUCCCUGAGAAUGGACUCACCCUUUCCCUGACUGAACCCGUGGUCAUUUUAGAAGGGCACUCCAAGAGGGUUGGUAUCGUGGCCUGGCAUCCGACUGCUCGCAAUGUGCUUCUUAGUGCAGGCUGUGAUAAUGCCAUUAUCAUCUGGAACGUGGGGACUGGGGAAGCCCUCAUCAACCUGGACGAGAUGCACUCUGACAUGAUCUACAAUGUGAGCUGGAACAGGAACGGCAGCCUCAUCUGCACAGCCUCCAAAGACAAGAAAGUCCGAGUCAUCGACCCCAGGAAACAGGAGAUUGUUGCUGAGAAGGAGAAAGCACACGAAGGCGCAAGGCCCAUGAGGGCCAUCUUCCUGGCGGACGGCAACGUCUUCACCACCGGCUUCAGCCGCAUGAGUGAGCGACAGCUGGCUCUCUGGAAUCCGAAAAAUAUGCAGGAACCAAUUGCGCUUCAUGAAAUGGAUACCAGCAAUGGGGUGUUGCUUCCUUUCUAUGAUCCUGACACGAGUAUCAUUUACUUAUGUGGAAAGGGUGACAGCAGUAUUCGCUAUUUCGAGAUCACGGAUGAAUCCCCAUAUGUCCACUACCUCAACACAUUCAGCAGCAAGGAGCCUCAGAGAGGGAUGGGUUACAUGCCCAAGAGGGGACUUGAUGUUAACAAAUGUGAGAUUGCCAGAUUCUUCAAACUCCAUGAGAGAAAGUGCGAGCCCAUUAUCAUGACUGUUCCCAGGAAGUCCGACCUUUUCCAGGAUGACCUGUACCCCGACACGGCAGGGCCCGAAGCUGCGCUGGAGGCCGAGGAGUGGUUUGAGGGGAGGGACGCAGACCCACUGCUCAUCUCUUUGAAAGACGGGUACAUUCCAGGCAAGAACAGGGACCUCAAGGUGGUCAAGAAGAACAUUCUGGAUAGCAAGCCCAGCGCAAACAAGAAGUGCGACCUGAUCAACGCCCCCAAGAAGACCACAGACCCUGCCAGUGUGCAAAAUGAAGCCAAGUUGGAUGAGAUUUUGAAAGAGAUCAAAUCUAUAAAAGACACAAUCUGCAAUCAAGAUGAGCGCAUUUCCAAGCUGGAGCAGCAGAUGGCCAAGAUCGCAGCCUGAAGGUCCCACCCCCACCCCUCCGGAAAUGGGAGCAAGGACUUAGCUUGGGAGCUGGUGGUUGGUGUGGCCCCAGGGAGGGUGACCCGGGCACUGCCGCUGGAGACAUUCCGCUCAGACCUGGCAGCUGGUGUAGGCCACGUUCCACUCAGAAUACGAUUCGUCUCCCAAAUUUGCAAAAAACAAAGGCUGAGCUUUUUAUCAGAAAGCCUUUUCAAUGUUUAAGUGUUAUGUGACUUGUUGAACUUUUAAAAAGACAAAAGUGCUACUUUUAAAAUCCCACAUAUUCCGAAUUUUAAAAAAACAAGCCAAUUCUGAUUCAGUGUCGUGCCCAAGUACUUUUUUUUUUAAAUUUUUACAAAUAGGGACCAAUGCCACAUUGCUUUUUUAUAUUUCUUUCUUUCUUUUGUUUUUAAUGUUGCCAAAACCAAAAGUAGCCUUUUUUUUUCCUUUGUAUUUUGCUACUUUGCAGUAUUUGUGUGUGGGUUUUUUUUUUUGUUUGUUUUCUUUACUUUAAAAGGGACAGCACUGUGUAUGUUUAUAAACUAAAUGAAGAUAUUAUUUUGUAUAAAUGUUCAUCUGAAAGCAUUGAGAGCGGUAGGCACUCAGUGCUGGCUCGUUUGCAGCACAGAUCCAGUCAUGCGAGUGACUGUGCACAAGGAAGACUGGGAAAGCAGUGUGGGUUUGUGGACCACCCCUCUCGCUCCCCUGAGUCUUCUGAGCAGAAAAAAAAAAAAAGGCUCACAUCGUAGCUCCUUCCUUCCUUCCUUCCUUUCCUUCCUCUUUUCUAGAAACUAGGUGGCUGUGCCAGAUGGAAUUUUACUUCUUGGUUACCCUGUGCUUUGGAUGAUUAUAAUCUAACCCGAACUAGCAUGUGUUUCUGCAGUUUUGUUCUACAUGUAGGAUCUGUCGCGUUCAUCACUGGACGCCAUGUUUCAGGUUCUGGUCGAUACUUGAGAAGGGUGCCCGGGAUGAGAACACAACGCGUGUGUUGCCUGCUGUCCAGUGUUCUUGCCGGUCUCGGCAGCUGGCCUGGUGCUGGAGUGCCGCGGUGGGGACUCAGAGCAGCAUGUCGCCCUGGGGAUCCCGUUGCCUCACAUGAUGCCUGCUGUCCCCAUGCUGACCGCCCCCAAGCUCCUGCCUUCCCCUUUGCUCACACGCCAUGACCUCUCUCAGGGCCCUCCGCAGCCAUUCCUCCUGUCCUCCUUGUCUUUCAGUCCUAAACACAUGGGGUCUUGGGUUGCUCUUGCGGAUAGAGAUCAAGGAGGUCCAGGAGUCAGCAGGUGCAAGAGUGCAGACUUCUGCUGAGACCAUGGUGUGUGCCCACUACUCCUCUAUGCCCAGUGCAAAUGAACCACUUGGCCUCUGCAGGGUCCUCCCUGGCACCGAGGGGACCAAACACUGAACUUUGAACCCUGUGCUCAUUCCUAGGCUUGCUCAGAACUCCCUACCCUGCCCCCCCUACCACCACCACCAAUUUCCCUUUCUCAGAAUGCAUGCUUGCAAAGCAAGGUAGAAGGAGUGUGUGUGAGAAGGAGAGUGUCUGAGGUAGCACUCAGAACAAAUGGUGUCCCAGGGCCCUGCACUGGUUUGGCUGGUUGGAAGGGUCCCCUAGGGAAACAGUAAUGACCACGCCUCAGGCUGCACAACCCAGCUGCGGGUAACGCAUCACCUUCCUAACCAGCUGUGGCCUGGGGUUGAAGGCAUCCGAAUAUUAGGGGUGAUUCUGUGUGUGUUCCUAGUCCUGAAGUGAGCAGUAAGAAUGACGGUGACUUGGAAGUAAGCCCGCCUCUGUCGAUGUCAUGCACUAAGGGCCUUCGUUGUAGUCACUCAGCAGUGUUGGAAGGUCUGACACGAGCACCCCCCUCCAAGCCUAGUUGAAACACCAGGGGGUAUGUGACUGGAGAAGAGGCCACAGAGGCCCUGAGAAGGUACCCUAAUUGGGGCCGCAGGUGACUGAAUGAAUGGAUGGAGGCCCCAGUGGCUCACUGCAGGUGUGCCCCUAUCACGUUCUGUCUGGGUUUGUUUAUUUGUUUGCGUAUGACAUCCUGGAGAGGGAGGACAGUGGAUUACUCCUCAAUCGGCUCUUAUAGAGCGGCCAUAGCAGUCUGUCAGAACACUUGCUUCCAUUUUUCAAAGAUAAAAAUCAUUGAUUACAAA